CUCUUUUGGAUAUGAGUGAGGAAAAUAAAAAAUAGAGUUCCUUAUUUUCCUUCCUCUCCCAUAAAAUAUUAAAACAGAGUGAAAAGCGUUGCUUCCCAAGACGAGAAGACAAAAUUUGUUCUUUCUGUAACUCGGUUACAUUCCUUGGUUUCGUUGCCUGUCUUUUACUCCAAGUACGCUUCCUGCCUCUUCGCAGGACCACCUCUUCGUGUGUUUUCUCAUCUGGCCAUGUUUAUCCGAGCCCCUGAAGCAAAAUAAAUACACGAUUGACGCAGUUAGAAGAAAUACGCUUGUGAGCGAAAAUGGGGAUUCUCGAAGCGCACAACGUCAAGGUUUUGGGGUCAGGACUGCAAGUUUUAGUCCUAUCUCAUAGCUUUGGCACCGAUCAAUCUGUGUGGAAGUAUCUGGUGCCAUACCUGCUCGAAGACUAUCGUGUUAUUUUAUAUGAUAGUAUGGGUGCUGGUUCCACUAACCCAGAUUAUUUCGACUUCGAAAGAUACUCAACCAUUGACGGGUUUGCUUAUGAUUUGCUUGCCAUAUUAGAUGAACUAGAGGUGAAGUCUUGUAUUUUUAUUGGCCACUCAGUUUUGAGUAUGGCUGGUGCCAUUGCCUCUGUUUCUCGCCCUGAUCUCUUCUCUAAGCUCGUCUUCAUCUGUGGCACUCCGAGGCCAUUGAAUGAUAAAGACUACCAUGGAGGAUUCGAGCAAGCAGACCUUGACCAAAUGCUGAAAGGAAUGCGUUCAAAUGUCGAAGCUUGGUGCCAAGGCUUCGCACCAAUGGUGGUAGGUGGCGACAUGGACUCGGCGCUUCUGCAAGAAAUCUCCCGAACAUUAUUCAACAUGAGACCUGAUAUAGGCUUAAGUUUAACCCAGGUAAAAUUCCAAUGUGACACUAGACAUAUUUUGCCUCUGGUCAAAGUCCCAUGCCACAUACUGCAGAGCGCCAAGAACAUGGUGCCAGUGGAGGUGUCUGAAUAUAUGCAUCAACAUCUUGGAGGCCCAUCUGUUGUCGAGAUUAUGUCUUCGAAAGGUCACUUGCCGCAUUUGAGCUCUCCAGACAUCGUCAUCCCAGUUAUUCUCAGGCACAUUAACCUUGAUAUAACCAAAUGAUCUAUAUACAUAUAAUGUGUGGUUUGUCUUCCAUGUGAAUGUGUGUGCUUUGUUUUCCAUGUCAAUAUCUCCUAAUCCUUUCUAUGUUUUCACUAGCAAGAAAUGAGAAGCUAUAGACCUUGUAAGCUUCAAACCUUUAAUUAAGCAUAAUGAUAUUCCAUCUUGUAUGAAUUUUGUUUA
Messenger RNA from Manihot esculenta (cassava), 1289 nucleotides. Its product is annotated as probable esterase D14L. Gene Ontology annotation, biological process: response to karrikin. The transcript is spliced from 2 exons. Bases 303 to 1109 code for a protein of 268 amino acids. The record is from RefSeq and is a predicted model, not a curated record. Lineage: Eukaryota; Viridiplantae; Streptophyta; Magnoliopsida; Malpighiales; Euphorbiaceae.